ACACCUCCGUAUGUGCAUUACAAAGUCUGUUGAAUCAUUGUUUAGAAGAAGCGAUUGUUUAGAUCCCGGCCUGUCUCAUCAGAGGCUGUAAACAGUGUUUAAUUAGUCUGCAAACUCGAUUCAAACGUUCUGGGGAUCCAAAUUGAUCUGCUCUCUCCCAGGCGACUCCCACGGCCCACAUCGGUGGUAAAAAUAGAGACGGGCACAGUGCUGUGAGGACUGAGCGGAGAAGACACAGAUGAAGAGACAGACGUACAGUAUUGAAAGAAAGAAGACGCUUCCAUCCUGACUUUCAGCUUCCUGGAAUCUCUCCUUACAUAACGGCGAAGCUUUGAUACUCUUCCCACACUCAGUGGGCACAGCAGCAUUUCUCCCAGCAUGCAACUACACACACACACACAAAAAACAAAAAAAACACUGAAUAGGAUUGUACAUUUUAGUCAUUUUAAGAGACGUUUUUAUGCGUUUUCCCUCAGCGUCAUGUAAAGAGCAUGCAGGUUCGGGAACACAUCAGCCGGUAAACGAAGAAUCAAACUGUGAAUUGAAUUUUCAAACAUUUGUUGAACCCAAUUAAUCAGAAAAUAAAACGCAGUUAGAAGUUUGAUAGAUUGGAAAACUUUCCCAGGAGAAAUUGCACCAACUAAAAGGUAAACAUGCAGAUUUGAAAGAAAUUCUCGACCGCCUCAGGAUGAAGUGACUGGAUCUGAGCCACUCAUCCUUCUGUAAACUCCACAUGAUGAAUCAUUGAGGAAGUAUUUUACCCGAGAGGUGAGAGCAACAUAACUCCAGAGUCUGCUCUUUGAAGGCCUGACAGGAUAGCGUAUCCUGAUGUUAAACGACAGUGUGGGAUCCAGAGCAGGCGAAACUACUGACGAAAAAACAACGUGUUUUCAUUUCUUUCAGAUCUCAAGAGCCACAGAUGACAAAUCCCCCCCAUGACAAAGAAAAAGUAACUCCAGCAGCAUCCCUUCUGGUGAGUCUACACUUCCAGCGCCAUGUUUGGUUUGCUGCCACUGAAGGGACUUGCCACCCACCCUCCUUCUGCCUGUUUUGCAUGGUGUAUGCAAAAAAACAAAAAAAACAAAGAGAGAUCAUAUCAUAGAGAUGACACUAUGAGGAUCAUGUUUGCAUGCAGGAACAAUGAUCCAAUUCUCCACCGUAUAUAAUGUGGAUAUGCAUCAUAUAGAAAAUGGUAGGGAUGGGUUAUAAAAAUCGAUUAAAUCGAUUUGAAUCGAUUCACCUUUUUAUAGUCAGAUAUCGAUUCAUAAAUCCAUAGCUCGAUCUUCUAACUUGCAGUGAACAGCCUGUUUCAACCCUGGCAGUAUCGCGAGAUCAGCGUUUAGCGCGGCUUUACACGGAACACGAUCUCGCGAGAUGUUAUUAGCCGCUGUUAGCAAGAGAAGGAAACAUGGCAGAAGGGAGUACAGCGUCAGCGGCGACGCCGGCGAGUUUUAAGGCUGAUGUUUGGGCGUAUUUUUGUUUUAAAAGGGACGGAGACAACAACGCGGAUGACUAAAAACAAGCGAUAUGCAAAGUAUGCAACGGAGCGGUGAAAUACUGUGGGAAUACGACAAAUCUCCGAAACCAUCUGACAAGACAUCACCCAGAAACGGUAACACAAUUGGACUCGGCACGGCUCAAACAAACUAGCCUGGAACAGGUAUUGGCCCCCAAGUUACCGGCAAACUCUCAACGUGCACGGAAGAUAACCGAGGCAAUUGCAGUUUUCAUAUGCAAAGACAUUCGACCUUACAGUGUCGUUGAAAACGAUGGUUUCCGAAGUCUCGUGAAAACGCUGGAGCCACGUUAUGUUUUGCCGACUCGUAAACAAUUAAGUGAAGUGACAAUUCCAAACAUGUAUGCAUGUUUGAAACAAAGCAUCGAAACUUUGCUUCAGGCAGUGGAGAGUGUGGCGAGUGUGAUCAGCUCCUUUUCAUGCAGAAAAAUCUUACUCUCUCCAACAAGUAAGAAAAGGGAUGAAAGGUCACACAGUGUGAUUAUUGUUCAGAAGUUUACAAGAUCUUUUGCAUUAAUGUUUCAGGAAAACGCUUAUUUUCAGAAGUAAUUCAGAGCUGUUUAGACACUUUUUUAUUUUGUGUUCAUGGAAAAACAAACCAAAACUGACAUGAAGUUCAGAAUGCCAGAAAAACAAGAUGUAAUGUCACCACUUUUUUGAGGGCAUUUUUCAGUUUACAUAGUAUGUUCAAAAUAUACUGACCAUGUAAAAAAAAACUGACUUAUUUGCACUAUUUUAAUUUGCCCUUUAUUUGAGUCAACAGAUGGUUCUGUUUUCAUACAGUUGUGUCACAACCACUGUGUUAUUGCACAAAAGCUGUAAGACAGUUGCAGAUAAGUGAGUGUCCUGUUUAUUUGUACUACUAGCUAUUUUAUUUAUAUUGUCAUGUAAUUUAUUUUAAUUUAAUUUAUAUUCAUUUAUUUUCUGUCAGUCACUUGGUCAUGUUUAAAUAAAUGCGCAUGAUGAAUGCUACUAGUUUGGGUGCAAUUUUUAAUGUAAACAAUUUUUAAUAAUCUACCAGGUCAAAAGGUUACUAGUUAGGUUCAAUGCAUUUGGCCAUUUUUAACUUAGAUAUCCCUGACUGAAUCGAUAUUGAAUCGAAUCGAAUCGUGAAUCGAAUCGAAUUGGACCUUGUAAAAUCGAAUCGAAUCGAAUUGGAAAAUCUGAAUCAAUACCCAGCCCUAGAAAAUGGAAAAAAAAUCUGUUUCGUUAGAAGAGGAAAUUAGUUUCGAGAGUGCAAAUACUUUUUAUUCGUUAAUGAGAAGUGACUAAAAUAACUUUUACAAUAAUUGUGCAGUUGUUGGCGAAUUAAAGGCUUCAUAUUUUAUGUUAAUAGAAACAUAGAAAUAGAAAUUUUGAAAGGAUUUAGUCUGGGAGGCAAGUCAGCUCAUGAGUAACACACCAAACUAGGACUGGGCGUGUGAUCGUGAUAAAUUUCAGUUCGAUCACGGCGAUCAGCUGGGAGCAUAUUUACUCAAUCAAACAUAGAGGAAAUGUGCGUCACAACGUCGGUUGUGUGGCGGUGGUUUGGGUAACUCCGAAGUGAUGUUGAGUAAUUAAGCCGAUGAGCGAGGUAUGUCAGCGAUCGGUGCCCUCAAAAACUGGCUACACAACUGGUCUGUUUAAUCAUUUGAAGAAGUACCUCCCCAAUGAUAACGCAGAAAGCAUGAAAAUGUGGGCAGAGUCUGUACAGCCUGUUUCUGCUGACGGCAUGAGUAGCAUUAGCAGUUUAACCACAACUAACGGUGCAGCCGCCAGACCAAAGCAGAAAUCAAUCAAAUCAUCUACAUUUACAUAGUCUAAUGUUGACAUUUUAAAGCGUCUUCAUUAUCUCUGAGGGGGCGAUUUGUUCAUUUUGGCUCUUGCAUACCUGCAAAAACACUCAGGACUGUAAACUAAUUCACUGUAUUAUUUAGUAUUUAUCUACAUUUGUUGUACUGUUGAGGUACAAUGUUUUUAUAUCUUUCUAAGUCUAUCUUGUUCAAUUUGCUUUGUUUUUUACUUUGUAUGUUAAUAAAAUGUUGAACUAAUCUCUAGUUUCUUUAGUUUUUAGAACAGACGCUUUAAAACUAGCAGUUAAAAAAAAAAAAGUGAUAAUAAUCCAGAUCAGACGAUAUGACAAAGUAUAUCAUGAUCUUUUUUUUUUUGCCAAAUGGCCCAGGCCUACACCAAACCCUUGAGAAAAACACUGGAGCUACCACACAUUGUCUCACACAUACAUACUGAAGUCUGACAUCUAUUAUAGAAACCAUCGGGGUUGUUCAUCUCAGCUUCAAAACCACAAGUGUGGUUACAAUAGCUCCAUCAAAUACUUGCCAAGAACAUACCCUGACAAGGUUUUACAAGAAGAGGGAGGCGUGUUGAAACAGGAGGAGCAAAAACCUCCUCCCAGAGUCAGCUAAGAACAUUGUUUGUUGGUCAUAAGUGAAUACUGAAUGCCUUGCUGAGAUUGAGCUUGCAUAUGUAAACAACUUGCACUAAAAUGGAGACUUAAAGUGAAAUUUAGUAACUUGGUUCGACACAGUUUCAACAUGUGGAGUAUUUGUUAAAGAUUCCUCACGUUUAGUCAUUUCUCCUCCCCAUGAUACCUCGAGAUCAGGAUGUGUUUACAGAAAAAUUAUACUUCUCUGUUUUUCCCUCCCCAAACUUCAUCUGCAGGAGCCUCUGCGGCCUGUUGGGAAAAUACCAAAUUAGAGCAGGAGCAUAACGCAAACCUGUUUCCGCAAACCGCUACAGAACAGAGAGCGUACGUAUUUCCAAUCAGGCUGUCUCUGGGUGGGCACGGUUCGGUCCUGUGAUUAGGAUCAUUCAAGCCCACCCUUAUUUUCGCUUCAGCUGACAGCACUCCUCUCUGCCCCUCUCUGGUGUCCUUCUGUCUACAUUACUACACUAUAGUGUGCUUUUCAUGUUUCUGCAGUUGCCAUGGAAACCAUUCUAAACAUCCCCCUGGCUAGCAGAGCAAGGUUGUGAUAAGGAGAUCAGGAGCAAACACUGGACAUGCACCAUUUCUAAAAGGGCAGACGCUGGGUAAUACGGACAGAAAUACACAACAAUCCAGCUGCUGUGUUUGGCUUGACACUUGACCAGUGAUGCAUGUGCUGAAAUACACACAGACCAGAUGUCAAAACAACUGUGACAGCAGCGUGAACAACAACUGUCCAAGCAGAGCUCUGUCCUCACAGGAACAGCCUGUUUGGGUGUUUGUCCUCUGUUUCAUAUGCCUCCAGAAUUUUCGGUUAUUUAGUUUGUCCUUUCUGUGCAUCAGUAGAAACAUGUUUGGAACUUCAACACUACAAGUUACAGCCAAAAUUCACACUUCCUUAUUUGUUUAUUACUACAAGUUAUUCUGUCAUUGCAAUUGUAAACAACGUAAUGACACAUUGCAGAUUUCUUUCAUACCACACAGACCUACUUUGCAAGAAUAAUCUGCAGCUCCAUCGCUGCUGCUGCUCACCGCGAGGCAAAAAAUAGUUAAAUCAGAGGCUCCAGCCCCACUGACCCACUUCCACCAUCAUCAAAUAUGGAGGGUCCAUACACGGUACACACAUGCUCUCAACAGAGAUGGUCACAGCGAGUCUGGCGUUCAUAAAGCUCAAUGCUGCCUGAACCACAUGCUUUUUAAACUGGCUUUCAUUCUGAGUGUUGGGGGAGGCUUUGCAACCUCUGUUCUAGAAAUGACUAAAAAAGUCUGCUGAGGACUAAUAAGGGGAGUGUGAGGCGGGUGUGAGGAAGUGAGAGCUCAGAAAACUCCCUGAUCGCCUAAAAGAAAAGAAAAAAGCUAUAAAUUAAAUACUUUGUUCUAUCAACAGUGUUGACUGAAUGCACACAAUAAUGUAGGCUCAUGUUGUGUCUCUGUAUGUGGGGGCCCUGCAAAGCCGUGUACAGAAACAGGACUGAAGUGGCCGGCCUCCUCUCCCUCUUUCUUUUGGACCGCCACAAAACUUGUCACUGCUCUUUUGAGUUCUGACAACAGAUGGGCCAACGGCUUCUGUCACCUGACCCGUCCCCUCUCUGCUCUGCUCACAGAGUGCUCACUGUAGGUCGUAGACACGUGCAGACAGACACUCACCAGAGUCUGAACAUAAUCAGCUGUCAGGCUUUCAGACAGGUUGAUAUUUCUAAAGUUAGUCCGGCUGCUCAAAUACGAGGCUCAGAUGGAGACGGUAUACACUAAAGCUAACACUUAAGUAGCCUAAUAACUGCUAAUUAUUUUGUUUAAACUCAUGCUGAUCACAGUUAAUGACUGAAUUUUGAACACAGACAGAUAACAUGAGUAUAAAUGCAAACGUACUGAGUGAAACCAAAUGACUUAGAGCUCCCCCCUGUGACUGACUGCAGUUUUUCAUUAUUAGUCAACCUCCAUUAUGUUAAGGGAUGUAACAUAAAGUAUUCAAUUAAAACAAACAAUGAGUACAUUUUCAUCAACCAUGGUUUCUGCUGUUACAGCCCGUUCUUAUCAUGCUGAGUACUGGGGAUGGGCGAUAAAUUAUCGUUCAUAAUAUAUCAUCAGAAAAAUCCUCCACGAUAAACAUUUGUCAUCUCGUGAUAAGUGAGAUAAAUGCAAGUUAAUGACCCAAGUGUGAGCGCAGACGUAGCCCACACAGAGCAGAAUAACAAACAAACAUGGCCGAAGGUGAUGAAGAAGAUGUUUCUGAGCAGCUUGUUACUGAACGAGGCUCCACAUGAGGGAUUUCCUUCAAAGAAUCAGGUAUGCUUGACGUCAGACAGUGGGUCUGCUGCUGUUCACUCUGUUUCAACAAAUGUUGAAAGUGUUUUCACAUUUGAGACUUUUUGAUGUCAUUAGUUUUCUCCAUAACCUACCACUCAAACUUGUGGUUAAGUACCUUAUUUGACGACUCCAACUGGUGUUCUCAAGACAAAAUGAACUAAAAAUAUAGACUCAAAUUAUAAUAUCUUUAUCGGGACUUUUAUCGUUAUCGCCAGAAUAGCAAAUCUUAGCGUGAUAAGUUUUUUAACCCAUAUUGCCCAUCCCUACCAAGUGCUCAUUUCCCUGAGAAGUUUCUAUAUAUAUAUAUAUAUAUUUUUUUUACACACUGACUGUUUCAAAUCCACUCAGGACCUCAGGGCUUUGUGGGGUGAGUCAAAGGAGUGUUUUGGUCAGGAUAAAGAGAGAGACGCGAGUCCUGCUGCUCUAGCUGCCUCCUGCACUUGACUUUGCUAAAUCACUGUAAUACAUCAGCGCCUAUAGAGGUUGUUUGGCUUCACCUCCUACAGUAGGCUGAAAUAAAGUUAUGUUUGUAAUUCAAUUAAGCCAAUGGGAGCAAUAUGCCAGCAUUAUUUUGUUCUACGAUGGGAGGAGCUACGAUGCUACUUGUGCACAGUCAAAGUUUAAGAAACAUCACAGGGCUUGACACUAACUGUUUUCACAAGGAGCACAUGUGCUUCUAAGUUGAUCAAAUAAUGUGUAUAAGUGCAUAAGUACUAUUAUUUGAAAUCAAUUUUAGGUCAAUUGUCACAUGACAUGGAAGCUAUUGAGGGUAAACAGCCUUUUUCGAGAAAAUCAACUGGUUAUUUAUUGAUGGUCCCUUAUUCAACACCCGAUGUUGACAGCGAGGAUGCCGAGUAGAUUUAAACGCGCUGCUGUUGCUAUUCCUGAUUAUGGAGAGUGAGAAGAGACCAGUAGAUCGGCAGUGAACGUCUGUUGAAUAUCCAACCUAAAACUAACUUUUUUUUUAGUCGCAAAUGCGAGUGACACAGUCGCACUGUCGAGCCCUGGAUCGUGCAUUUAUUUAACUUUUCACUCUCUGUGAAAACCAACAUUUUAAGUUUAUGUCAUAUAUUUUAUUGACAUGCAACAUAUAUAAGAUAAAGGUUCUUAUCUUUUCAAGUUUUAUGAUUGCUAGAAUUUAAAAUUUAGUUUGAAAUCAUAUCAAAAUUAUGCUCGCACUCUUGUUAGACAACAGGUUUAUUUCUCAGGAGAGCUGAAAAUCAACAGCUACUAAGCUGCAGGACACACAGGCUAAUAAAAACCACAGAUCUCUCAACUAGCUGGUCAAGAGCAUAAACUAUUAGUGUAAUCCUGGGAUCAGGGCUCUGGUUGUGCCUGUGAGGUUCAUUAAUAGCUUCUCAGCUGACUGCAUUCAAAGGAACACGAUUAGCUUGUUCCACCCUUCAGUCUACCUGGUAGAUUCCCGCGGCAUGUCAAACACGCUCUUGUACAUUCAUCAUCAUAUUUCUUGGCUUCGGUCUAUUGUGAGACUCAUGGGACUCGUAAUCAUGAGAUUUCAGAUUACUGGAGUGUGCUUUCUGUGCUGCAAAGCUGAAUUGAAAUCAUGAGGAUGUUGGGGAGGGGGGGUUGUUUGGCUUUUGUUGCUAUUCAAGUUCUGGUGCUGCAACAGGAUACCUGCUCAUCAGCAUCUGCAAAGUAAAACAGCUCAUGGGCAAAUUCCCAACAACUCUUUCCAACUUAUAAAACUAUACGAGCUGCUGACAUUAAAUAUAAAAGCAACGGUCUCAUAUUUGUCUUACAAUUACACAAAACCUGCCUGAGCUUGUUCAUAGGGGUGAAAAAGGACGUCUAUUGUCUGCCGUUUAAAAAGUUCACUCUGCAUUUCAAGGUACAGCUGUAUACAUAAUGAGAGAUCCUUGUUUAAACCUGAUUUUUGCCUUACAAGACAUUUACAAACUCCCGCCUAGAUGACCGCAGGGGCUAAAGCAAUAACUCUUCCUGACUCUAAAGUCAGAAAGUGAGUUAAGUACACGGCAAGGUGAUAUUUAAAUUCCUGACCCACACACCCCAGAGCCUCUCUCCUCCAUUCUGAGAGUUUCCGACAUCAAAUGUGACAGAAGUGAAGGCAACAACAUUCCUGCACAUGCACAGACAUUCCUUGGUAAGUGUUUGACCACACCUUCGGUUUCAUCUAUGACAGGUAUCCUGAGAGACAAUGGAUGGAUGAGGAGCACCAUCGAAUGAGCUGGGAGUAUUUUAAACUGGAGAUAGCGCCUUUAUCCUAAUACUAGUACACAGAGAAAAAAAAUCGCUCUAUGUUUUUACCCUGCAUCGGUCCCCACUCCCCACUAACAACUUAAACACACACCAACUGAAUCAUGAGGCUGAGUCAUCAAAGCCGCAACCACAAGAUUUUUUUUUUUAGAAAGUCAGAGUAACUGACUCAAAAAACCCUCUUUAGGUUAGAAACAAGAAGUGGAUGUAGUUCAGUAUUGUGUUAUAACUGUGUAUGUAUAACUCCAUUGAGCUUCCUGGAAACCUUUCCGUUAAAAACACAGCCCUAAUGACGAAUAAACAAUUUUAAAAGGUUAUCAUAUCAGACUCAAGAUCGGUGGCGCCCAAUACUGUUGAAGAAAAAAUGAAAGAAAGAACAAAUAAAUGGAAAUCUGAGUCUCUGACUGGCAUUACUUCAAUCUUUAGACACCCAGCUUCAUACUGGGUAGAUACUUCAAGCUGUAAGGAUUACCAAAUGACAGGCAGGGUGUAACUGAAAUGCCAUAGCUCUGACUGUCUAGCAUGCAGCCUUGCCCAGUACAGCCCAGCACCGAGGUCUCACCUGAGAGAGUAGGUAUAGCCGGUGUUCUCCGGAGCACACUGAGGCGGCGUAUAUGUGUGCAGUUGAGAAAAAUCCAUGUUCAUUCUUCUUUGUUUAGACUGCAAGAGUCAGGACGCAAGGGAUAGGGAUAUUUAGCCAAGGCUGACAUGGUGGACGGAGGAUGACAAGCACAAACUUAGACACACACAUACACACACACAAAAUCACUACAACGCAUGCACUGCCUUGUUCAGCCUGUCUCCUGCAGACAAAUUAGUCCUGCUAAUGAGCUCAAGUUCUGGCAAUGUGUAGUCUUAUUUUUAAAACAGUUUCCGGCCUGCAUCUACAUAUUAAAUACAAAACAGCACUGGCAAAUUCCUUGCCCUGCACUAAAUAAAUUCUUGCGCUAUUCACUGGGCUGAUCUCCAAGUAAACCCAACCACCAGUUACUGCUACGCUGUACAACAACGUCAGAAAGCCCAGCGCAGGCAGGCCCUAAUGAGAGCUGCCGGACAUUCCCCUUCCCCUGGAACACAACAAUGCUACUGUGGACAAGAGUUGGCCGACCUCUUCCUGCAUGUUGGCUCUGGCUGGUUGCUGACGGAGGGUACAGACGCCAGAGAAGCUGUAAUGAAUGACUUGUCUCUUCUCCUCUGGUCGGCAAACAGACAGGGACGGCUGGUGGAGACAGGACAGGGAGAACGGCGCUCUUCUCUCACGUUGUAUAAAGCAGACUCCUCUUUAGGACAGCUAUUCCUUCGGUGACUCCUCGGAUAAGCUCCACGCACUGAGAGAGCAGUAUUAUGAAACCAAGUACAACAGCAAGGGGUGGGGCUCCCUUUCAGGCAAUGGGCGGGAAACGACUACUCUGAGGGUAGAGCUCCUCCGUGAAACCUCCCUGUUUGAGUGCUGUUACCAUAACACUCUCAGAUGCCAGCUUAUGAGUUUCCCCUGCAGGUUAAUACACAUACUGUAAUAUUGCUAUGAGAAGUGCUGAUUCACCUGUAGUAAUUUAAAAUUGAUGUUUUUUUUUAUGGCUUACAAAUCAUUCAGAGUCUAAAUUCAGUUAAUGACCACACAAAUAAGAUUUAACUUCUUUAAUUUUAAAAGUUCUGCUCAUUUUAAAUUUGAUGAUAGCAACAUGUCGUCAAAACAGUUGGAAGAGGGACAAUAAAAUGCUUUUUGUAGCUGUCAUGUUACCAUGUAUAAGUAGCAUGACCGGGUAUAUCAGUGCAUAAUAGAGAGAUUGUAUCACUAAGAAGAUAAAAUGGAAAGAAGUUCACCACUUUGUGAAAGACUGGUUGAGGAAAUGGUUCAGCAAUUUCACAAUAAUGAUCCAGAGAGGAAAGAAUUUGAGGGUUUUACUGACUAUUGAUGCAUGAUAUCUGAAAACUAGUAAUGUAUGGCCAGGAUUUUCAAGCCCUACAGGUUCAACUGCAUUAAAAAUGGACAUGACUCUGCAGUGGAGGUCACUGUGUGGGCCAAAAGGAAUCACUUCCAGGACCAUGUUCUGGGAACCCAGUCUGUCACCCUAUCCAUACAACAACAACAAUAAUAACAGAUAAUAAUAAUAAUAAUCCUGCAUUUUCAACUUUGAAAACGUCAGUACUUGUCUUCUGGGUAGACGCUGUCCAUUCUAUAUACAGUCUAUGAACACAACAUGGCUCUGACCCAACUAGCAACAAAUUUAAAAUGAGCUUUCAUUUUAUUUUUAAUCAAAUAUGUGUUUAAUAUAAUUGACAAACCAUCAGGUUCUCUUCUUAUUUCAGACAGCGUGACGUUGAUGAGCUAAACAUAAGUCUUAGAUGAUUAGAAUGUGACGAGACAAAUGUUUGUUUACGUUGAUGAGACUAGACUAAAACGUUGUGGACGAUGAACAGAGUUGACGUUGACGAAAACAACACUGCAUUAAAGCACACAUCUGGUUAGCAUAAAGGCUAGCCUUUGCCUUGCUGUUGUAUUGAAAAAGAAUUAACUCAUGUAGCAUCCUUCCUCAAAUUGAGCUUAACCACCUAUGGGCUAAAACAUAACCAUGAGGUCAAAACCUCCUCCUACGUCCUGGCCAAUGAGGGAACUUCUAUUGAAACUAGAGUUUGAUUAAACUGGCAGAUAAAGCAAAGAUGGGGCAGCAAAUAAAACAGAUGGCUUUCAGGAAAUCCACCAUCAAACCUUCACCCAUAAUCUUAAUCAUGAUUCAAAUCCCCAUCUGAGUCCCAAAGCUGUAAAGAGGGAUAAACAGAAACAAACAUCCACAAGCCAAGAGAACUACUUUGAUUCAGACAGGAUUAUUUUCUUUAUUUGACAACUUUGGCAAUGAAUUGUGAUUUAAGAGCUGGAUGUGGUCUCUGAAAAUCAAACACGGACCACGUACAGACCUGCUGCAGGUGCUCUUCUGCUCUGCAGCUUUUACCUCAUUGAAAUAUAAAAGACAUUUCAUCCUUGAGCUCAUUAUUGAGGAGACAGGUUCAACAAAAACAGGCUAAUCUAGCAUCACCAAACCUCAAAACUACAAUCACAACAAGCUAUUUUGUGAAAUGCUUCACAGUUGGCUGCUGUAUUUGUCAUCACACGUCUGUUUUGCUGGCUCCUUUACGCAAACCACCUGCGACGAAGACGCAAAGUGCAGUGACUAGUCCACCUACUGGUGCCGUUUAAAUCCCAUAGCUGAGUUCAAUAACAACUGCAGAUAUGUUAGACCAGAUGAAAUAUAAGCCUUGUAACAUUCUCAUAUUGCCCCUUGCUAAAUUUAGACGCCAUGAAUUUAGACAACGCCGUCACUCCAGAAAGCGUUGACUUACAGGCUUGUGCGUCGACGCGCUUUUUCAUUAUUAUCGAGCGUGUUUUUUAACCCCUUUUCGCUGUCAAAUACACAAUUUUACAGAACAGAAACGUUUUACACAGUUAGGCAGAAAUCGCACUCGAAAAUAGGGCCUGAAAUGGCGUUUUUUAGUGUAAAGGAGCCCAGCAAGGACAAAAUAAAUAUGUAGCUAUCUGACGGAUAGACGCAUUCACACAAGACAAACGCAACAGCGAACGCAAAUGGUGCAGUUUAUCAUGCCAACUUGCCCGCGUGGUUGUAGUCCAUGGAUGUUAUUAUUCUUCAAGAGCGUAAUCCAAAGGGAAAAUAUCCAAACAUUACGAUCAGUAAAGAUGCGCAAACUUCUACCAGCAUCCCUGCAAAAGGGAAGUCUGAGGAUGAGUAUCACUGCGGACACACAGCCCCCUGAUGGUAUUUUUUAUCCUGCAGGAAAGCACAAAAGUUUGCAAGUAGCUUCUGAGUGAUAUGCUAGUGCACAACAAGCAGAUUUCCAAAAUGGCUUCCCGGGCGUAACAAAGCCAGAAGGAUCGCAGGCGCCGAGCUGAUCCUCCCACUCGCAGGCCGGCCCUCUAUUGUCGGCCAGGGCGCACUCUUUAAAUCUAUUGGAGGAGGGCAGCAGUGCCGCAAAGGCAUGAACCGGACUGCUGCUGCUGGAGCCCCAUGCAGGCACAGGAUCAUACUAUUGUUACGGCAUGAAAACCCCUAAAGGACAACUCAACCGUCAGCUGUAGGUCCCAGUAAGCCACCACAAGAACCAGAGACAAAUUUCAACCUGCAGAUGAUCGAUUUACACCUGCACAGCAUGAACCAAAGCAAGAACACAGACUGUUUAUAAAACUAACUAGAAUACUGAAAACUAUGGCAGCAUACAUCUACUUCUGCAAAUGCAAUGUGUCCAGAGCUUUGAGGAAAUGUUCCUUAACACUCUAGUACAAAACAUUUACAAAAUAUGCAUUUAUUUAAGCUCUUAGCAGUUUUCGUAGAAGACUUGAGGGAAAAAAGACCUAAAAUAUUCAGUUUCCUCACUGCAAACAAACCAAAGACUGUGAGAAACAUCUCAUUAGAAUUGUUGCAGAUUAAAGUGUCUCUGAAACAAUGCUAAUUUAAGACUUUAGUGUUUUGCAAAAUUAAAAAAUAUCCACUAUAUCUGUUCCGAGCUGGAUACUACAUCAAACAAAAACGUCAAUAUUGGAUCAUUUCUUGUCUUCAGGGAUCAAAAGUUGCGUGCAAACUCCUUCACACCAUCUGAAAACAACAACGCAUCAGCUUAUUCUUGCAAUAUGACAGUGUGCAGGAUUUUUCCUGCAACUUUCGCUCUCCUCCUGGGCAACAUUAUACUAAUAGGUGGAAUUUGGCUGAUGAAACAGAUGAGAAAAUAGUUGGGCUUUUACAAAUUACCAUCUCUAUAUGUUUCAACAUGGACAAUAUUAUGAGAAUGUCCAUCUUAUGCAAUUUGAUCGAAAACACUGUGUGAUAUACAGUGAUUUUCAUUAAGGGCUCUUAAUUCUUGACCUAAAAGAGCAUCAGAGGUCUUGGGAUAGGCGCCACCUGCUGGACAACAGCCCCUACACUCUCUUAGAUAAACCCAAAUAAUGGCAGCGACAUAAGGAGGCUGAACCCUCUGCCAGAGUCAACUAUAGCACAGUUCACACUCUGGUUAGAUAAGAUAAGACCUCUGAUUCAGUGUUCUCCAUGCAGGUACAGAAAAGCAGAAUCCAUUAUUAGGAGAAAAACCAUAUCCACAACACACAUAAAAGUAUUAGCUAUAUGAAGUACCGUAUUAUGGGGAACAAAACCAGCAACAUUUUUAAGUACUAGUUCUGAAGAAAAUGGCUUCUACUGGCAUACAAGUCCCUCCAAAAGGUCACGAGAUAGACCUAAAUCUGAGGAGUCCUAAGAAGAUUAAAAGGAAAGGGGGAAAGGAAAAAACAGCUCUGUGAUUAACUUUCCAGACUUUUCCUAGAGGCUUUUUAAUCAAAUGUGGGAUAUUUUGACGUCUUUGGAGCUCAGACUAAUGUCAAGUGUCUCUUAGGUAGAAGAGGUGACAUCUUGAUCGAAGGGGACCAAGUACAGGCUGCCAAUUUAAUAUGUUUUGCAGGUGAAAAAGGCCCACAAGCACAAGUUAAAAUCUUGUCUGACUUGUAUUUAUACUUAUCACAUGUGAUCAAAUAUUUAGGCUGUGGUGAAAAAGGCAGCUAGUAGCUUUCUUUGCAUUUCAUGUUUAGAUUGUAGAAAAAUACUCGAUAUAUCUACUCCAGAGGCAGACGGACAGGUCUGCCAAAAUUGUGAGCUAACCUCAGAGGAAAUGUAUGUAUUCAUAUAAAUACUCCACAAGGGAUGGUGGACUUUGAGGGAAUGCCAAAUAUGAUCCUGUAUUUGUCGAGUUUGUCGAGGCCAUCAACUACAUUAAAAAAAAGGUCUAUGGACUUCAUUAGUUUUUCUAUUUUAGGCCAUUGUAAAAAAGUAAAAAGAUGCUUUAAUUGUGAUGUGGGUGCAAUCUAUGGCUCCAAUUGUGUUAGGCAAUCCAGCAAUAGCGUGAAAUCCUCGUUUUAUUUUGAGUUCUAUUUGUAGUUUUCACUAAUGUACCACUAGAUUUUAUGUGUAAGCAUGGUCAGAGUUGUGUCCAAAUUUACAGGUUGAUAAAUUCCAUACUUUGUGUGGGAAUGAUCGUACGCAUUCAUUACGCACACAACUUUGCGUUUACACCAGGGGUGGGCAACCAUGUGCCAUGGAGGGCCGAGAGGCUGCAGGUUUUCUUUCCAACCCAAAACUCCACCAGGUGAUUUCACUGAUUAGUCCCUGCCCUCUGCUUGGAGGUAAGGAGCUCUGCUUGGAGGUAAGGUAAGGUAAGGUAAGGAGUGCAAUCACCUGGUGGAGUUUUGGGUUGGAAAGAAAACCUGCAGCCUCUCGGCCCUCCAUGGCACAUGAUUGCCUACCCCUGGUUUACACGGUUGAUACAUGAGGACCCUGGAGACUAGUGGGCCACCCUAGUCCGGAAGGCCUGACACGCCCCUGAAAAGAGAGAUAAAAGUCUCCAGCUUCUGUCUCUGCUGGUGUGAAGAUAAAGAGAAAACGCCUUCAAAUUGGGUCUAUUAUGACAACUUUCAAACGAUUUCAAGCCUUUCCAACAGUUAAGUGUUCGGUUCAAACAUGACAUUUCCACAAAAGACAUCUAAAGACCAUAAGGCUGCAAGAUGUCAACCGAGCCCAUCUGUACUGUAGUAAACAGGAAAACAACAAAAGCUCAUCUCCAAAGGCCUUCUUUGUGGACUUCCUUCAAGAGCAGACAUAUUAGUUAUCAGUACAGCAUUUGCAGGGACCAAAGUUCACCAAGACCCCAUUAAUACACCACAACAGAGCAAAACGUUAGCAUAAAAACUCGAGGUUUCCGUUCAGGAGCAGCCUUGUGUGAAAGCUGAGGACAGCGCACGUGAAAUUCACGUUAUCAACAAAAACGUUUAAAUACUCACAUGUUUGCCUCUGACAGCGGAAUAUCGAGCAAACGCCAGUGAACGCCGAAUUUCUCCGUUUUGUAGCGAAAGUUACACUCAGUCUGUUAACUUUCCUCGAGCAGUUGAACAUUUACUCAUUUGAAAAGAGGACCUUGCUCCAACGUUCGCCUUUCCCGCACACGGUCAUACUUUCCGUUGUUCCGCCGACGUCAUACGCGUCAGUCCUUAUAUGGUAAAAAUGACCAUAUAUGGGAUCUGGCAAACUCUCCUCAUACUGCCAUUUGAAAUAUAACAGCACCAUCUAGUGGCCACUUAUGAAACAAACUGUAAUGGGCUACUGCCACCCACAGACUUAAAUAGAAGGCGAGAUAUGCCAGCCCGCCGUAGCAGCCCGCUAAGCGACGUGCCAACGUGGCAGCCAUCUUGGAGGGGGCAACGGUCCCAUUACAGGCUUCAGAUGUAUAUGGAAAAUAAAUCAUAACUUGCUCAUUUUGAACCAAUUCUUAUGCGGUUCAAUCUUGACAUUUUUUUUAAAUCAAAUGAUCUGUAUUAUAAGCACAUCUUUUGACGUUAAUAAUAAAGUAAACCACUUGAAAAUUGGUUGAAAAAUGAGCAAGCCAUGAUUGUACAUGCAUUGCUUUUAAUGGGAAUGAUGCCCCCACCAAGAUGGCUGCCACACAGCUCAAAGGAGCAAGUUUGAAGCAACUUACAAUUUUGGCCUGAAAUGUCAUUAAAUAUAGCUUACAUUAUAUAUAUCAAGAGACUUUAGAGUAGAAUUGAUACAAAUUAUGUAUUUAGUUUGUCCAUUGUGUGCUUCAGUAGAAACAUGUCCAUAGAAGAGGGUAACCUCUGUGGAAGGGGAGGGGACCCACACUCCUUCAGUAGACAUCACAGUCUACUGAAGACAUCACAUUCUUUUCAAAUGAAUGCUAAUCAGCUUUUAUAUACGACCAUACACAACUUUAAACAAAGUUAAAGAAUUCCAUUUUCUCCAUGUCUGGUCUGCUAGAUGCUGCUAAACACUACACACUGUACCUUUAAAAAUGGCCUCUUAUUUGUGUACAAGACUUUUGUCAGUGUUCCUAAGUCAACUGAGUCUGUGCCGCACCUUUAGCCACAUCGACUAAACUUGAAUUUUGGCUUCAGAGUGCUCUAACACCAUGUCCAACGAUCACAGAAAGCCCAAACUGUGGGAAAUAUCUGUACAAAGUGAGAGAAAACCUGAAAGACUGGCCACCUGUCACUGCAGGAAUGACAGUGACGUGAUUCUAUUGUCCUCGAGAUCAGCAGUAGACGCUGUAUGUAAGGGGAUAUGACUUCUCUUGUGCUCAGUUGACUCCUCUCUCUUCUCGUCUCUUUCCUUGUCAGGAUGAAAACCUUUAUUUUUCUAAUAUUUGUGUGCUCGCUUCUUCCUGUGCAACCCAAGGAGAUGGAUCGAUGUAAGUACCACAAUCACUGCAAUUCUGCCAACUUGGUUUCUUCCUCUAUCUUUAUAGCUGAAGAAGGCUUUGUUUUAGUUGGAUUGUAGUUCCAGCCUCUUUCUGGUUUUUUUUUUAGAUGUCGAUUGUGAAAGUUGCCUCACAGCUGCACAAGGUACGACAGACUGCUGUUCAGAUUCUCUCAGAGUAUGACACAGUUGUUUAAAACAACACUGACAAAUGUUUACCUGUUGCCCUCAUCCUCUUCUGUGUUACAGAGAUAGAGAAAUCCCUAAAGGGAGCCCCAGCUGAGAGCAGGCAGACAAUAGUAAAGGGCCUCCUCCAUGGUGAUGUGUGCAAGAAACUGCACUCCUUCCAACAUGCCCAUAUUUCUAAAGACAAGCUGAUCAUCUCCUGCAUGAAACUAAUGGGUAAGAUCUGAAGAAAUAACACUGGACUUGCAUGUUUAUAACAACCUCAUUUAUAAUUUGUCUUCCAGACUCCAAUUAUGACCAGUUUUAUGAAGCUUUGGUGGCCAAAGAGCCAAACAACCUCGGUAUAGUGCUGUGUUAUGAGCAGUCCAGAGCAUGUGUGGGAGUGAAACGUCAGUCCUUUGAGGUGAGCUGUGGGUGUGAUUGUGAAACUAACUUAUUUUUGAAGGAAUUAAUUUUCCCACCGGAGGGCUGAACUUGUCUUAUUUUUGUGGCAGGAUGUCAAACAAAGCUUUUCAGCCGAUGACAUCGAAGCUCUAAUCCAGGCCAACAAGGAGAAAGUGCGCAUUUCUCAACCCGUACACUCAGGAUCACGAGAGAGCCCAAGGGAUGAGCUGUGAAAGAAGUG
Xyrichtys novacula (pearly razorfish) is the source of this 17549-nucleotide messenger RNA. The record is from the annotation of a GenBank genome assembly. Lineage: Eukaryota; Metazoa; Chordata; Actinopteri; Labriformes; Labridae.